Molecule: messenger RNA, 5962 nt
Organism: Physella acuta
Lineage: Eukaryota; Metazoa; Mollusca; Gastropoda; Physidae
Product: leucine-rich repeat and IQ domain-containing protein 1
Molecular function (GO): protein binding
Source: RefSeq, a predicted model, not a curated record
AUUUUAAUAAACUACAUACCAACAGCGUAAACAACAUGGUGACGAAUCAACGUUUUGACAGGACAGCAUUCAACAUUAUCCUUAAAAAGAAUAAGCUGACACCGUAUACACUCAACACUGUCAGUGACACUAUUAUGUUUACACAACUACACUACUGAGUGCAUGUACGCUGAACAUUAUACACAAGACAACACUAAAAAUAAUGAUUGAUACAUCCUGUGCUGAAAUGGAUUCAGCAAUGGAAGCUUUAUUAGAGGAGGAGCUUUUAGGUGUGAAUAUUGAUGUGGAAAUUGAUGAUAGUUAUGAUGAUCCCAAUGAGAAUGUCUCGAUUCUCCAAAAUGCCGAACGCAUAGCAGAUUUUGAAAAAGCUCUGGAUAACAUAGAGCUCCCAGAAGAGGUUGAAGUGUAUCUUAAUUCACUUCAUAGUCAAACAGAACAGAUGGAGAAAGAACUGCUGUUGUGUGAUGAGGCUCUGCACGGCUUUCCAAACUCACCAGCAGAAACUAGCACAGCUGUUGUGGUUUAUAGUGAUAACAAGUUGUUAGAAGAUGCAGCUAAAGAAGCAGGCAUGUCAUUGGAAGACUUUAGACAAAAGCUUUUGAAGGAAAUAGAGCAAGAUGAUUUUACAGAGGAGAUCUUAAAUAAAGAAUAUAAUGAAUUUGUUGAGCUGCAAAAAGAACUAGCAGAAACAAGAAAAGGAAUCAGACAGACUAUUAGAAAAGAUGAUACUUUAAAGGAAUUACUGGCUAUUGAGGCCGCUAAGCUUGCCAAUAGUCAAGUCCUUCAAGCAAUUACAAAUGGCCAGUCUGAUGUGAACAGUUCGGCACUUCUUCCUAUGAAUGAUGACAAAGAUGAUUCUGAUGGUGAAGAAAAAGCUGGUCCACUUGUGGGUGUUUUAGCCCUGGUUGAAAUGAGAGAUUUUAUACAAAGUCAACUGAAAAAGACUGAAGAGUCUUUUCAACAAAGGGAACGUCAACUUUUAGAGUCGCUGGAAAUCCACACCAGAGAGGAAGAAAAAAGGAGGGCCUGGGAGGAAGAGAGGAAAAGAACUCUACAGCAAAAGGAGGAAGAGGAGAAGGCCAAGAUCAAGGAGAAGAACAAGAUGAAAGAGGAGAUGGUGGCAAAGGAAACAGAGCUGCAGGAGCUGGCGCUAGCCGAGGAUUUGAACUACCACCAGAUGGAGGUUGAAAAGCUGGAGAGUUUUCUAAAAGAGGAGAGGUUUCAAUAUGAGCUGGCACUUAACCAUUGGAAGGAGUCAUUGUUGGUGACUCAAAACAAGGCAGCCACUGCAAUACAGAGGGUUUACAGAGGUUAUAGAACUCGUCGCCUGAUGGCUAGACAGAUUAAAGAUCUUGAGGAGUUGAAGGAGUUGAGGGUAAAGGAGAGAUAUGCAAAAAGGUUGAUGGAGGUGGAGUAUGAGAUGAAACUGGCCAAGAUAGAAAAAGAAGAAAGAGAGAAAAAAGAAGCUGAGGAAAGAAAACAAAAGGAGGAAGAAGAGAAGAAAAGGCAAGAGGAGAUUAAAAGAAAGGAAGAAGAGGCCAGAAAAGCAGAAGUGUCUAGAAAAGAAAUGGAGAAAAGAAAAGAGGAAGAAAAACAGGAGGAAGAAAGAAAAAAGAAAGAAGAGGAGAAGAGAAGGAAGGAAGAGGAAAAGAAAAAGAAGGAAGAAGAGAAACAAAGACUGAAAGAAGAAGAAAUGAGAAAGAAAGAAGAGGAGAGAUUGAAGAAAGAAGAAGCAAAGAAGUUAAAAGAAGCUGAGGAUCAAAGAAGAAAGGAAGAGGAAAGGCAGAAAAAAGAAGAACAAAAGAGACUGAAGGAAGAAGAAAAAAGAUUGAAAGAGGAAGAAAGGCUAAAAAAGGAACAGGAAAAGAAAUUAAAGGAGGCAGAGGAACUAAGAAGAAAGGAAGAUGAAAAACAAAUUAAAGAAAAAUUACAACAGGCAACUCAUGCAAAGAACAUAGAAGAUCAGGUCAACAAAAAUGAAAAUGCCAAAGCAGAAACAGAAAAUAACAGCCUAUCAGAUAACCAGCCGAAUGAUGAGUUCCUGGUCUCAACUGAUCCACCACCUAGAUUCACAGACAAGGACAGUAGAUCACACCCUUCUAUACUGACAGCAACUAACAGUGGAUCCUCCCCUUACACGCCUGUGGCACCAGUGCCUAGACCAGUAGAACCUCCCCCAGUCAUGCCAACACUCCCACAACCUGCCCCAGUCAUGCCAACACUCCCACAACCUGCCCCAGCCAUGCCAACACUCCCACAACCUGCCCCAGCCAUGCCAACACUCCCACAACCUGCCCCAGUCAUGCCAACCCUCACACAACCUGAUCCAGUGGAGCUAAUGAGGAUAGCCUGGAUCAAAUCUUGUACCCCAUGGAGCAAGGUCAGCAAUGAACCAUGGAAGCUGGUACAAGCCAAACAAAGUCUACACAAGAGACCAACCUCUGCCAAAAAAAAGUUCCCACCCAUUGAAGAAUCUGUGAUACUUACUGUCUCACAUUCAGAAACCCUACGUCAAGUCUCCUCCGUGGCACUGGUAGACUUGCCAGCUUGUUCUCUGUCCACCCUGGCCCAGUGCUGGUCACUCAAACACCUGACUGUCAGCAACUGUGGCCUUGUCUGUCUGGACGGCAUAACUCAGUGUAAACACCUGACGUAUGUCAACGCUGAGCACAACAACAUUGAAUAUGUCGACCUGAAGGAUCUGGGCAGUCUACAGGUAGUGAGGCUUGCCCACAACAAACUUAAUCUCAUCCAUGGAUUAACCGGAUGUAUUAAUCUCAGGUGGCUGGACUUGAGUCAUAACUCUAUCACCAGAAUCUCUGGUCUGGGUGCCUUACGUCGCAUACACACCCUCAACCUGUCCCAUAACCAGCUGGUCAGCAGUGAUGGAGUAGACGAGGCCGUCACGCUUCAACAGCUUGACCUCUCCCACAACUUCCUGCAGCAUUUUACUGGCAUUGGCAAGCUUUGUUUACUGACUGAGCUGAAUUUGUCUUCUAACAACUUGCUUGAGGUGCCAGAACUAAAGAACCAGGUGCUACUGCAGUAUUUGAAUCUGCAUGAGAACAGCAUUAGUUCAUUGUUAGACUUUGGAAAAUAUUGGAUGCCACUUCUGUGCCACUUAGAUUGCGGUGAAAACCUCAUAGAACAAACCCAAGGGAUGGAUCACUUAAUUAUGCUGGACUACUUAGACCUCAGUCUUAAUCAAAUAACUGAGUUAACUGGAUUAACCAAUGGUUUGAAGUGUAACAGACAGCUCAGGACAUUAUUGGUUGAUGGGAACCCAUUGCUGGAUGUAUAUGCAGAUGAGUACAUAAGUCAUACAAUGAAAACCCUGCCCUUUCUAAAAUCAUUGAAUGGGGAGCCCUUUGAGUCACACCAUAUUGAAAAUUGGGUUCCAGAAAAUAAGGAAUUUUAUGAAAUGUGCGCAGCUCAAAUCAAACUUCAUCAGAGCCUGAAAAUGGAUUUUGAGAACCAAAUAAACACAAUACUAUCUGGAUCAGCUGCUAGUAUGGAAACUGUGUGCAAUGUUUAUUACUCCUAUUGUGAUAUUUCCUACAAAAUGGCGACAGAGCAUCGGAAUUCGCACGAGUAUGGCAACACUCCCAACAUAACUGUCAGUAUUGAAGGCUUAAAUAGUAAAAAUUUAUCUGGCAACACAUCAAAAACCACUCCAAAACUUCAUUCAGUGGAUGCAUUGCAAAAAAAUUUGAACAGCCAAUCUGGCAAGCCUGACUCUAUUGUCCCUGGCAGCUUGCAGAAUGGAGAAAGUAAAAAAAACAACCAAGGUAAAUCAGCAACUAAGACUGUUUUGAAAUCUAAGCCAAAAAUUGAAGAGUCAUCCAGUUCUUCAGAAGAAUCAUCCUCUGACACAGAGGGCAACAUUGUGAUAAACGGAGGGGUCAAAGUUCAUCAACCCCACCCACCCCCUUCAUCUUCUGGCAUGUUGUACUUGAGUGAAAAAGACAAAUUCAACAUGGCCAUCUCUGGGAAUUCCCACACCUCACUGGCGGGGUCCCAGGUAGGGGAAAACUCCAACAACAAUCAGUCAAGCGUCAGGAUGACUGAUUCAAGUCACGUGACUUCUAGUCUACUUCACCCUGCCACUACCAGUGGAAAGGACAAAUUUAAUUUUGCGUUUCUGCAACAGACAGGUCAGAUUUAUACUGACCACAACAAAAGUGCAAUAUUACAGGACAACUUUGCCCAACCAAGCAAGGCUGGUCAGCUUCCAGGCAGGAUGGAUUUAGCCGGAGUAGCCACAGUGGUUAAAUCUGAUGGUCCAGCUAGCAAGGUGGCUGAGAGUAACCAGGAACUUAUGUAUGAAAGCUUGGACAUGGAUAAACUGGUCGAUGUGGAUAUGGAUAUGGAAGAUCUAGAUUUUGAUAUAGAUAAAUAUCUGGAUGUUGGAGAGCUGGAUGAAUAUCUGGAUGAUGUCUGGCGUCCAUCAGAUGUUCCCCAGCUUCCACAGAGUUCAUAUCCUGUGCUUAAGAAAAUCAACUCUAAUGAGAAUUGGAAUGCACAUACCAGUUUCACCCCCACACCCCCUGAUCAACCAGUGGAGGCAUGGAGAGAGAUGUCGUUCAAAGAAUUAAGGGAAAAUAACUCCCAACCUUUGGCAGUUAUGUCCCCUAGCAGUCAACCUUCACCUUAUCCUUCCUCAGUGGCCAGUGGUAGUGUCAGGUCAAAGAGGGAGGAGUUAUCAGAGGAAUGGGGUUUCAAGGACUCCAGAACCACAGACAUGAUGCUGGCUCGUGCCAAAAAGAUGAAGUACAACGCUGAGAGGAGGAAAAAACUCAGCAAACUGGAUCCCCAGCAAAGGCUUCAGCUGUUCAGAAAGUUGGAGGAAUCUGGAAAAGUUUUGUCUGUUCGUCCACCCCACCCCAAAGUCCUACCAAGAAAGGAAUAUUUUCAGGCCAGGGAGGAGGAGAUCCAUCGUGAGGAUCUGGACAAGAGGGUGGAGGAUCACACGCGAGUACACAGAACAUUUGAGUGGAUUCACACACAAGUUGGGGACUAUCCGAUAUCCAGCUCAAGGAUUAAUCCAGGACAAAGCAACUCCAAUAAAAUAGACAAUGUUAUGAACAAGAUGAAUGAACUGGGCAAAACACAGGAUCUUAGAAAGGCAAGUCCACUGUCUGACCACCAUGGUUCAACUUCUAACAUGUUUGCCACCAGUCAGAUGAGGAGGUACUCACUGGGAGAAGAUUACACAAGCCAAACGCCCACACUGCCACCAAUCAAUAUGAAGGAAAGGAUUUCAUUCCGGGACGCGCCAAUACAAAGAAGUGGCGGAUGGGGUGGAGGCAAGAAACGGAAUUCAAAAAAUUAAAAAUUCCACCUUAAAAUUAACUCGACAUUGAACCAACUUUCUUCCCCGUCCCAUCUGUGAUUUAUUUUUAACUAAUGUCACAUUGACCUCAAGACAGACUCUACAUUAAUUAAUUAGACAGACUAAUUAACUACUGAGGUUAUGACAUUACUUUUCUUUACCAAACAGGAAGUAACUAUUCCUAUCGUUGACGUUACAGAUGUUUCCUGUUUUGUUAUCACAAAUGUUUACCACCAUCUGUUUUAUAAUCAUGAAGUGAAAAUGUCGAAAUUAUGAUGAGAAAGAGUUGACCUAUUGACUUACAUUUGACCUAUGUAUUUUACAUAUACACAUAGGCCUGCUGACCACAUAUGGACCGGUGAGGUAUGAUCUGAUGCCAACGUUUUACAUUUUGACCAACGUAUAUAUGGACAUAAACAGACAAAUAAAUACCAUAUUUUUAAAUGUGGAUGUGAUAUAAUUUAAAAUUUUUAAAUAGCCUAAACACUAAUGCUUGUCUUGAGAUGUUAACAGCAAGGCUAAGUCUAUCCAAUCACAAUGUUCUGUUUUAUUGAACAAAUAUUUAUGGUCCAUUAUGAAAAUAUCAUUUCAUUAACAGUUCAAAAAUUUUCAUAGUGAAUUUAUUCAAUA